Molecule: messenger RNA, 2602 nt
Organism: Gadus morhua (Atlantic cod)
Lineage: Eukaryota; Metazoa; Chordata; Actinopteri; Gadiformes; Gadidae
Gene: noa1
Product: nitric oxide associated 1
Exons: 8
Coding region: 118-2388 (756 amino acids)
Molecular function (GO): GTP binding
Source: RefSeq, a predicted model, not a curated record
GACCAGGAUAUCAGUUGCCACUCUUCACGUGCGUCUUUAUUUUUAAUGCCAAGGUUGAAUUGAUUUCCAUUUUGUGUUAAUGUCUGCAGCCCAAGACCGUUGGAUUACAUUGUAAAGAUGUACCCGUUUCAGGUCGCGUUGCGUCAACUUGUAUCGUCCAGAUGUACCCGUCAUCUAUAUGUAGUUUGUCUGCCUGGGAGACCCAGUAGAAGGGAUGCUCAUGUGCUUUCUGCUGGCCAAAUAUCCACUUCCAUUACUCGGGAAGAACUUUUUCAUAACACACAAACCUCCAGAUUAUUUUACAGUACACGGGGGUCAAGGGUUUCCCAUUUGGAGAGCCAAAGGGGAUCCGUUUUACCCAGUUUUACAACCACGGUGGACCCAGAGAAGGAAGAAGAGUUUGUGUUUUUAGAUGAUGCUGAAUUGGUUGAAGAACCCCGAGAUGAAUUACAGACUGUACUCAAAGAGCUCCAAAGGAUCACGUCACCCAAGGCUCCCAACGAUGUAUCUUUACCACGAUCAUUGUCGGACAAAAGUCAACACAGAGGUCUAGAGAUGCAGCUGAGGUCCCUGCAAACCGCUACGAAAGAGGUAAACCUGGACUCUCUUGUUCAAUUCCACGACAUCAACUACCCAGAGGACGAGGGCAUCAGUAAAAAGGCCAAGAGUGAUAAGAAGAAAGUUGGGAGGGGCGAGCACAAGGUCCACGGCACCCCUGACUCAGACCAGCCCGUCAGCAGCACCUGUUGUUCGGGCUGCGGCGCUGUUCUGCACUGCACAGCCCCGGAGGUUGCAGGAUACCUGCCCAGCGAGAAGUUUAAGGUACUUACUCGUGAGGACCGGUUGAAAAACUCUGUCUGUCAACGCUGUUAUCUCCUCGUCCACCACCAGAAGGCACUGACCGUCGAGAUGUCAAAGGAGGAUUACAGGAAUGUAGUCCGGGGCAUCAAGUCCCACAAGGCUCUGGUUCUCCUCAUAGUCGACCUCCUGGAUCUUCCUGACUCCAUUGUGCCGGAUAUAACCGACCUUGUAGGAAGAAACAAGCAUAUUGUCGUUUUGGGCAACAAGAUAGACUUGCUUCCUAAAGACGCUGACAACUAUCUGCAGCGAAUCAAACGCCAGCUUUCUCAGUACUGCAACGAAGCUGGCAUCGGUGAAAACAUCAAAGAUGUGCACCUUAUCAGUGCCAAGACAGGAUACGGCAUUGAGAACCUGAUCAGCUCCCUCCAGAGGUCUUGGAAGUACAAGGGCGAUGUGUAUCUAGUGGGGACGGCAAAUGCUGGGAAAUCCACCCUCUUUAACACACUACUAGACUCUGACUACUGCAAGUCCAAGGGCACUGAUGUCAUCCACAAGGCCACCAUCUCCCCCUGGCCAGGCACCACGCUGAACCUGCUCAAGUUCCCCAUCAUCAACCCCACGCCGUACCGCCUAUUCCGCCGCCAGGAGCGCCUGCAGAAGGACUCCCAGCAGAGCGAGGAGGACCUGGCGCCGGAGGAGCUGAGGAGACUGCAGACACUCAGCAAGCAGGGUUACCUCACGGGUCGCAUCGGCAGGACCUUCCGAGUGGACCCAGUCCCCAAGAGGGAUGAGAUCCAGUUUGACCCUGACAGUCUAGCCUAUGGGGAAUACGGUGUGGAAGAGGAGUCCACCACAGAGCCCCCUCCGGUGAAGGAGGUGGAGUUCUCGCACAAUGAGCUGAAAGACGCCCACUGGCUAUUCGACACGCCGGGCAUCAUGAAGGAGCACGAUGUGCUUGGUCUUCUGACCGACCCGGAGGUGAAGGCGGUGGUACCCAGGCUGGCUAUCGUGCCCCGGACCUUCGUCGUGAAGCCAGGCACGGUACUCUUCCUGGGGGCCUUGGGGAGAAUCGACUACCUCCAGGGGGAGAAGGCCUGCUGGUUUACGGUGGUGGCGUCCAAUGAGCUUCCUGUCCACCUCACCAGCCUGGACCGUGCCGACGCCCUCUACCAGAAACACGCAGGGAACGUCCUACUGGGGGUUCCGAUGGGCGGCGAGGAGCGCAUGAAGAGCUUUCCUCCACUGGUGUCCCAGGACUUCACCCUCAAGGGUCUAGGGUACCUCCAAGCCACGGCCGACAUCAAGAUGUCCUCUGCAGGCUGGGUGGCGGUGACAGGGGUGGAAGGAGACCAGCUGGUCCUCAGAGCGCACGCCCCUGGCACGUCCGGCCUCUCCCUGAGGACCCCCCCUCUGCUGCCCCACGUCGUCACGCUGAAGGGGGAGCGCGUCCGCAAGUCCUCGGCCUACAAGCCAAGGAAGAGCCCCGUCCUGAAGCUGGAGACCAAGCCCACGGCCACGCAGGGAGCCAAGAGCCUCCCGGCCAAGAAGAAGAAGAAGACGACGCAGAAGAAAGCUUCAGGACAUUGAAAUGACAUCCGGGAUAACACUCUCAAAAGAAGCUCGCUGUGUGCAAUGAGUACAAUGUCAACUCGACUACUCUGUUAAUGUGACUUGACUUAAGUGUUGAGCCGUCGUUUGUAGCAAUGUGUCUUCUAUGCCUCUUCCAUCGCUGUCCUUGUGUUUUCCACAACUGCGGUCUGUCCUGAAUGUCCAUUACAUCUCAUCUACGACUUUGACCAGA